AUGGUCUCAUCAGUUUCCUAUAUUGUGGUGGGUGGGGAACAAGUGGUUUGUAAUCCCACAACCACAGGCAAGUCCGUCACCUUACCCACUGUCACUGUCAAAUCCGCCGAGAUGAUCGUGAGGUCCUUUUUAGGAUAUGAUCCAGUCGAUGCCCAAUACAAAGUCUUGUGCUUGACCAAUAUUAAAGAGGUUUGUCAACACCAAGUGCUCACACUGGGAUCUGCUCAAUGGAGAAUGAUCCAUUUUUGCUCCACUCCUCACUAUGCUCUAGGGACUAACUACGUGUGCGUAGGUGGCGUUUUGUAUUACACUGCUUCCACCUCUUAUGACAUGAAGGAACCAUUAUUGGUCGGAUUUGAUCUGAGGUCUGAAACUCUGGAAAUUGCCUCCACGUUUCCCGAGGGCUAUAGAUACGGAAAGUUCCGAGAUGCAAAUUUGAUAAACCACCAUGGCAAAAGUGGCUCUUGUCCCUCGAUGUGUGGAAGUAAUCGAUCCUUUCAGUAUGUGGGUUUUAGAGGAUGCCGAGAAACGAGAGUGGUCGGAAAGACGCCUGUGGCGAUUUGGAAAUGGCGGGGGCUUCUGGUCUGGGGGAGUUGGAGUUUUUCUGUGCACCCAUCGAAUUUGGAAAGUCGUUUUGUGUCUACUUUUGGGAUCACAUAA
Molecule: messenger RNA, 660 nt
Organism: Microthlaspi erraticum
Lineage: Eukaryota; Viridiplantae; Streptophyta; Magnoliopsida; Brassicales; Brassicaceae
Source: the annotation of a GenBank genome assembly